UCACAAGUCACUUGUCGUCGGACUGUUCCCGGGAGCGGUCGCGUUUAUUUCCCAAGCUCGGAUCGGAUCUAGUGAUCGGUGCGCGGUCAUUCAAGUGUUGUGAUCUGCUGCUCCGCGAGGGGAAACUUCGGUUGAGCAGAACAAACAUUGGCUACAGAGUGCUGGACCAUUAUCUGCCACUUAAAAAAAGUGUAUUUUAAUCUUAGUCGCCUAUUUUGGCACCACACUUUAUACUGAAGUUCAAAGCCUGGCGUUCAAGUGUUCGAGGCAGUUCAAGUGUUACAUAUGAAUGAAGGAAGUGCAUUGAUACUUAUUUAAAAUUCAGUAUUCGGAAGAUAGUUCCAUCGCGAGAGCGAAAACAGUCGUCAUGGUAGUGACAAAGUUAGAAGAAUGCUAAGUAACAUGCGUGUUAUAUAAGUUUAUAUAAGCAAACGAAGUUGCAUCAAGUGCUGGCAGGAAAAAACUGUUAUACCAAAAGGAAACUACUGUUCAAACACUCUUCCAUUGCCGUUCCGUUCGAUAGCAGACGGUGAAAAUGAAGCCCUUCGAAUGGGCACUAUUCAUUACGCUAUGUUUAACGGUCGAAGGAGUGGAAUUCAAAAACAUUGAACAGGUGUCCGGAAUCUCAGGCGUAAGGUCGUCUUUUGACGCCACGAGAAAUAGUCCUCUGAGUAGAGUUAAACGAAACAAUGGUUUGAGGGGAUCUUUUAGGGGUCAAACACAAUCGCAGUACUUACAUUUUGGAGAUAGUCAAGACGGUAAGGCGGAGGCCGAAGCGACACAGCAUGGAUCCCGAGCGGUAGUAGUUGGUUCUAACGGUAUGGGUCAAGCCCAAAGUCAGUCGAUGGGAGGCGAUUGUAGUUCCUGCUUAGGAACCGGUGUAGAUGGAGGUAGCUAUGUGUAUGAUUCACGACCAGAUCCUCUAAAAGCUUAUGAUGGCACCGGAGACACGGGGUUCAGACCCGGCGGAGAUAGUUUCGGAACUUUUGGACAACCAGGUAUUUUACGCCCUGCUGGUGGCCUUAGGCCUGGUGAUGCAUCCGGGUCAGGAGUAGGAACGGAUGCAUUUGGUAGGCCAGGAACGGGUAUAGUGGGUCGUCCAGUUGAUCUUGGUGGAACAGCUGGCGGAGACAGUUAUGGAAGACCAGCACCUGGUGGACGACCAGGAGAAGAUUAUAAUGGAAGACCUGGAACAGGAAGACCUGGUUCAGGUGGCGGAGAAAGGCCGGGUGGCCCUGUUGAUUCAUUUGGAAGACCGAUAGGUACGGAUGGCCGACUGGUUGAUUAUACAUCAGGUGCCGAUUCAUUUGGAAGACCUAUUGGCCCAGGUGGUCGACCUAUAGAUAGAACAACUGACUCGUAUGGUAGACCUACCAACGGUCAACCUGGCGCGGGUGAUCAAACUGGAAGACAAGAUUUUGGCCCUAGUCAUUCACGUGAUGGUGACUCAAUUGGAAGACCAACUGGAUCUGACGGACAUCCUGGUUACGAUGGUCGUUAUGGCUCUGGAUCACCAGGACAAGAUGGCAGAUACACACCUGGUCCCUCGGGGCUAGGUGGAGGACCUGGCUCAGUAGGCAGUCAAGGCGGAGGGCCUGGUCCGAUAGGCAGUCAUGGUGGAGCAGGAACUACUGGCUUACCAACUGGUGCUCCAGGGUUUACUACAGGAACAGGAACAGCUGGUGGCCCAGGUGUUAUUGGAACACCUGGAGUUGGCUUGCCUGGAACGACAGUAAGUCAAACACCGGGAGCUAGCCCUGGUUUUCCAGGAGGUCGACCUAUCGGAGGACCUGGAACAAUCGGAGUAUCUGGAGGUUCUGGUGGACCUAGCUCGCCAGGUACUCCAGGAUACAUAGGUAGUCCAGGUUCUACAGUCCCGGCAAGAAACGGUCAAUCAAGAGGUCCAGAUGCUCUCGGUGGACACAUAAUCAAUGGAAAACCUGGGGGUCAACCAGGAAUAACUGCUGUACCUGGAAGCACGAGCCCUGGAUAUUCUGGAACGGGGCAAGUAACUGGUGGACCACAAUCUCAUAUUGUAGGACCACCUUUACAAGACAUUAGCUCUAGAAGGGAUCAGCCAUCUACCUAUCAUAGUGGUGCUCAUUCUGUUACUUUACCUGGACACGAUCAUACUGUUGUCAACCCAACUGGAGGACUUACAGUGCUAGUAGGUACUGGAAGUCCGAAACAAACUAUUAUCGGAUCGGAUAGUCGUUUGGAUGGACAAGGACCAGUAAAAAUAAUUCCUGGACCACCAGACAGUUUUGGACCACCUAAACAAACGGUGUAUGCCCACCCGGGUGGUGUUACAGUAUUAGUGGGCACGGGAGGACCGCAUCAAACCGUGCAUCAUUUACCUGCUCCUGGCACUGGCUACCUCCCUGGAUCAGCUGGAGGUCCGCAACAAAUCCACACAGCAGGAUCUCACUCCGGAACAGGACAACAACAAUACCCUGUUCCUGGACAAAUACCAGCAGCAAUAUCUCCAACAGGACAGCAACCAACUGGACCAAGUAGUGCAGGUCAAUGGACUGGUGGACCUGGAUCAGCAUGGUAUCCAGCGGGUUAUCCUGGAAUAAUUAGUGGACAAUAUCCAGUUGGUGGUGGACCCAUUCAAUAUCCUGGAGUACAAGGCACUACGAAUGGGAUAGGGCAAUAUCCCGGAAAGUAUCCAGCAACCGUUUCCGGUGACACAGUACCUACCGGAGUUAGUGGACCAAGCAUAUACCCAGGACAACCAGGAAGAUAUCCAACAACAUCAUUUCCGGGAGUAUCUGGAGGGCAGUAUCCGCAUACCGAUUUAACUGGCAAGGUACCUGGAUAUUAUCCGACUGGAACGGGCUCUAGUCAAUAUCCUGGAUCUGCAGCACCAUCUCAAUAUCAACCUGGAGUUGGACCACAUCCGGGAAGUUUAACAGCUGGAACUGGUGUACAACAAACAGGAGUAGGGAUAGCACCUAUUGAAGCAGGAAAGUAUCCCGUCGGAACAACACAUGGCCAACAUGUAGGCGGAACAGGUACAGGAACUACCAGUGGACAAUAUCCAGUAGAUGUGGGAACACAACAUCCCGCACGCUUAGGCCCUGGUUACCAUUCAGGAGGUGUCGGUACUGGCCAACGUCCGGCUGGAGGAAGUGCACAGUAUCCAGGAGAUACCAGUCAAUAUCCGGGAAGUGGCCCAACCGGACAACAACAUCAAGUUACUGGAGGUGGUAUCGGUCAGUAUCCAGGAGGCGUUGGAUCAAUCCAAUAUCCAGUAGGCAGAGGUGACCAAUAUCCGGGUCAAUAUCCAGGAGGAGUCGCCACCGGACAGGUUCCGGCUGGUGGAACUGGUGUAAGUCAAUAUCCAGGAGGUGCCGGUGUCGGUCAAUAUCCAGUGUCAGGUACCGGUGUCGGUCAAUAUCCAGGAGGAGUCGCCACUGGACAGCUUCCAGCUAGUGGAACUGGUGUAAGUCAAUAUCCAGGAGGUGCCGGUGUCGGUCAACAUCCAGGCAGUGGUGGACCAGUUGGUGUUAGUCAAUAUCCAGGCAUUAGUGGAACUGGCCAACAUCCAGGUGGUGGGGGAACACAAUAUCCAGGUGGUGCACAAUAUACGAGUGGAGCACAAUAUCCUGGUGGUGCACAAUAUCCAAGUGGUCCGCAAUAUCCAAGUGGUGCACAGUAUCCAGGAGGAGUUGGUGCUGGUCAACAACCCGGAGGUACCGUUAGUGGAGCACAAUAUCCAGAUGCUACAGGAGUCAGUCAAUAUCCAGGCAGGGCUGGGGCUGAUCAACAUCCUGUUGGUGGGGGAACACAAUAUCCAGUAGGCGCACAGUAUCCAAGUGGUGGCCAAUAUCCCGGUAGUAGUGGAGCUGUCCAAUAUCCAGCUAGUACAGGUGCGGGACAAUACCCAGUUGCUUCGGGAGCUGGACAUUAUCCGGGAGUAGGUGAUAGCGGACGGUAUCCAACAGCUUCAACAGGUGCUGGACAAUAUCCUGAAGGAGUAGGUGCCGGGCAAUACCCCGGUGGAGCAAGCCUACAUCCAAGUACUGGUGGAGGAAUAGGUGUGGGUCAGUAUCCUGGAACGGGAACGGGCGUGGGGCAUGUUACGGGAGGAUAUCCAUCUGGACAGUCUCCUGCUUCGAUCGAUCAGUAUCCAAGCACAUUAGCUCAAGGUGGAUCAGGAACAGGAACUGGAUCAACUGGUGUUGGAGAACCAGCAAGCAUUCAAGUAGCUGAUGAUGAUGAUGAUUCAUUCUCACAGGCCGAAUCAUCAGUAAAAAAUGGUGAAGUUAUCGCUAGUGCACAGGGACGUAAGAACGGCGGUACAGCACAGACUCAAGUAUCUGGUACGUAUGAUGGAACUGGUUCCUUCAGUGCCAGUGCUCAAACCAGCGAUUCCGACCGAGCCGCUCAGGCUCAAGUAUCCGGAGGAAAGGAAGGUGCAUUAAGUUCUGCCCAGGGAACCGGCGGGGUCGGUAAAUCGCAGUCUCAAGUGCAGGUUAAUUCAAAAACCGGUGGAACCUCGGCAACUUCCCAGAGUGGAGGAUUAGGGCAUGAAAGUCAGUCGGAGGUUGUGGCUAAUGAGAAAGGUGGUCUAGCGGAUGCCCAGUCUAGUGGUCCUGGUCAGACCUCCUCUCAGGCACAGAUCGGUUUUCGGCCACAGGCGGAAGAAAACAGUCAACAGAAUAUUUUCAAUGGGGGAGGUCAAGCAUCCGCUCAAUCUGGAGCCCAUUCGGGGCAAAGUCAGUCUCAGAUUAGCGGAAACUUCAAGUUUGGAAUUUCCUAUCACGGAGCUGCCCAGGCUGCCUCUGGAACAAAGGAACAGGUAUCGCGAUAUCGGGAAAAGGGCAAACAGCUAUUCCAUUCGAUUGGAUUGUUCGGCAAAACCAAUAACGGUGUUGCAGUUCGACGUGAGUCAGACGUUGUGGAUCCGAACGGAUUAAGGUUGCGAACUUCCCAGCAAAGUCAAGUUACCGACUUCCAUAAUAUACUUCCGAAACCAGAAGAAGAAGUCGAGUAUGAAGAAGAAGACGAAGAAUAUGAAGAAGAGGACUAUGAAACUACAGACCGUGGCCCGAUAGGAGUCGAAGCUAAAUCCCGACGAACUUCCAAUGACGACGAAGAAAAGAAAACCACUAUCGUAGAGCUACCUCCCCCUACCGUCCCGUCUUCGUCAGUGACUACAACCGUCCGUCCGAAUCGGAACUACAAUGUAAACAAUGGAAAUGGAAAAACAUUUUCACAAAAUACGUCUAGCCAGAAGCAAGUAACUUCCAUAUCAGAUUUGGAAAAGUACCGACUCGUGCAAACACAAAACGGAAAAACUACUGUCCACGAGACAUCGAGUGAAAAAGUCCCCGAAGGUUUCACUGGCAUCAGCGGUGGACAGAGUUCUACCGGUGCUGAUCCAACGACAACAACUGUUCAGGUUACAAGCUCUACUCCUAAAUACCAUACCCGUUACCUUCCAUCGAAGCACUUGGACUCGACAGGAAAUCGUAUUGCGACGGAGAACAAACAACAGAAUCCAGACAGCUACAUAUCGGUGACCAAACAAGUCACCGGAAUCGAUGAGAACAGCAAGGUACCGGCGAUCCCCGGUAAAAACUACGAAUCAACGUACUACACUAAGUCGUCUACGUGCGGCUAUUUUACGUUCUCCUGUAACAUUGUCUACGGAGCGACUGGCCGAAGUAAAAUCUGCCGACCGAAACCUCCGACCAAUGGGAAGUGUUAGAAUAGUAGAGUGUGAAAGAUAAGAUCGUUCUAGUGCCUAAGCAAACCAAACAACUCACAUAACUGCCAUUUCAGUAGAUAUUCUUAAAGUACACUAACAUAAGCUGGAAAUCUUAUUUCUAACAACUGCCAACAUAAACGCCAAAAUGUGCCCAUCUGUGCACGUCAGUUAGGCUGUAGUCAACGAUUUGUUUGUAAUGUUUCUGUACCAAACCUAGUGAUCCAAAGAUAGUGAAAUAAAACAAUUUUCAACUUAAAAGAA
Messenger RNA from Malaya genurostris, 5980 nucleotides. RefSeq names its product collagen alpha-1(I) chain (gene prc). Gene Ontology annotation, biological process: extracellular matrix organization. The record is from RefSeq and is a predicted model, not a curated record. Gene Ontology annotation, cellular component: extracellular matrix. NCBI's taxonomy places the organism in Eukaryota, Metazoa, Arthropoda, Insecta, Diptera, Culicidae. The transcript has 9 exons. Bases 536 to 5719 code for a protein of 1727 amino acids.